This is a messenger RNA of Arachis ipaensis, 597 nucleotides long. RefSeq lists its product as uncharacterized. The record is from RefSeq and is a predicted model, not a curated record. Gene Ontology annotation, molecular function: nucleic acid binding. NCBI's taxonomy places the organism in Eukaryota, Viridiplantae, Streptophyta, Magnoliopsida, Fabales, Fabaceae.
AUGACAGGGUUGAUGAAAAAGUAUGGUAUCAUUCACAAAGUGGCCAUGGCAUACCACCCCCAAAUGAAUGGCCAAGCUGAAGUCUCCAAUCGGGAAAUCAAGCGCAUACUGGAAAAGAUUGUAAAGCCUCAUAGGAGGGAUUGGAGUUCCAAGCUCGGCGAUGCGCUUUGGGCCUACUGGACGGCUUACAAGACGCCGAUUGGAUUUGGGGUUGGAGUCGAAAGGAAGUUACAGUUCGUGGAGCUUGAGUGCCUUAGAUUGGAAGCCUAUGAGAAUUCAAGGCUUUACAAAGAGAGAAUGAAGGCGGUGCAUGAUAGAAAUAUCAAAAGGAGAGAGUUUAGGGCUGGGGAGCUAGUCCUCCUCUAUAAUUCUAGAUUGAGAUUGAUGCCAGGAAAGUUAAGAUCAAGGUGGGAAGGUCCUUAUAGAGUAGAGAAAGCUGAGCCAUAUGGGGUCUACCACCUGCGCCACCCUUCAAGCCCCAAUAUCUUCAAGGUUAAUGGUCAUCGUCUUAAGCUUUACCAUGGAGAGAAGAUGAAAAGCAACAAAGAGGUUGAGGUAUUCCUUCUUGAGGAUGCACCCAAAGGCGAAGAGAUUUGA